Messenger RNA from Paramuricea clavata, 6333 nucleotides. Lineage: Eukaryota; Metazoa; Cnidaria; Anthozoa; Malacalcyonacea; Plexauridae. The record is from the annotation of a GenBank genome assembly.
UUGUAUGAUUACGCAAGAAUCACGCGUGGGACACUCGCGGGACGAUAUAUAGAUUAACAGUUGCUUCGAGCACAUGUAAAACGAGAGUUUAUAUAGUUCACAUUUUGUUAGUAAUAAAAUAUAUAUCUUUUGCAAUCGUUAUGUUCCAUACGUGAAGGGAAAUAGGAGUAACAUUUUGGCGCCCAACGUGGGGCUGCCAACUGGUUUAGGGAUGGAAUUAAAGCCGAUUUUGGUGGAAAUAUAAGCGACAUUAUGUAAGACGAUACGAAAGGGUUUUGACUUUGCUGUAUUUGUUUAUACUAUGGAGAAUCUCGAGGAAUUACAACUAAAAGUGGAAGAGUUACUUUAUAAAAACGAUGUGGAUGUGUUAUUGCAAGCGGCCGAGAAGUUAAAGUAUGAAAAGAUCGAAGAAUUGAAAGAAAAGUCGAGGGGUCAGAUAAUAAAUUUAGUACGGAGAUGGCUUCAAGAAAUUGUCGAAGGAAUUGAAAGCCCGACGGCGAAAAAUCAACUUUUGAACGAUGUUUUUUUAACGCUUGGUGGCUCUCCUGAAUUAUCGCCAGUAAAUGAGAAAGAAGGAGAAUUGUCAAAGUUGCAACAGGAAUAUGAACAGUUAAAAAGCCAACAAGAGAAACAAUUGUUAGAAAUGCAAGCGAAGAUAGAUAAAUUGGAAAUUGGAGUUAAUGAUAAAUCUGCCAAAGUCAAAGUAAACAGUAGUGAAAACGCAUCAGUGAUUGAAGUGCCUUCAAGUACCCGGGCGUUGUUGAGAAGAGACUUUAAGAUAUCGGGGCAGAUUGGAGAACCAGGACAAGCAGAAAAACUGACAUAUAUCUCUCUCAAUCACCAGAUUGAAUCAGGGCUCAAACGAAAAUACACUGAGGAUGAAAUUGUCGAUGCAGUAAUCCGAGCUAUUUCACCACACACAAGCCUCCGUAGUUACAUUGAGACAAUGCCAGAACUUGGUCUUCCCCAACUACGAAAGAUCUUAAGGAUCCAUUAUUGCGAGAAGACAGCUUCAGAAUUGUACCAGCAACUAACUACAAUGUGCCAGAAACCCAAAGAAAGUGUGCAACAGUUCUUGUUAAGAAUUAUGGAUGCAAGAAAUAAAGUUGUUUUUGCUAGUAAGGAAGCAGACACUGAUUUCAACUAUGGUAGCCAGUUAAUCCAGAAUACUUUUCUGAAAGCUUUAGAAACUGGAAUUCGUGAUGAGUAUCUGACAACUAGUUUACGACCAAUUCUACGAAAGGACGGUGUGUCUGAUGAGGAACUUAUGCGAAGCAUCAAUGAACUUGCCUCCCAAAAGACCGAGAGAGAAAACAAGCUUGGUUUAACAGAGAGGCUGUCUGCGAAAAGUGCCAAGGUGAGUUCUGUUGAGGGGGCAAAAGGGAAAAAGGGGACAUCCCCAGAAGCCAGUGAAAAACAGGACCUCCUCGCAGAGAUCAAGGGAAUAAAGUCUGAAUUAAGUUCCCUUAAAGCAAAGGUUGAGGAACAGGUGUCUAAGAGUAAUGCACCGUUCCAGCCAAGAUAUCCACGGGGUUGCCCCAAAUGUAGGAGAGAAAACAAUGGAAAUACUUGCAGACAUUGUUUUAUUUGCUGUCAGGCUGGACAUUUAGCCAGUCACUGCCCACAAAGGAAGGCGGAAAACGAACAGGGGCCAUUUCCGAGGGACAGGAGAUGGCCAAGAACAUAGAACAAACGUCCCCUCAAUGUGCGUUUUGCAAAAAACUCCAAGUACAUGACACUAUCCUUUGUUGUAAACAAUGCAAAGCUGUUUAUUAUUGUGACCGGGAAUGUCAAAGGAAACAUUGGCAUGAUCACAAAGCAACAUGUGUUGCCUUGCAAAGCAUUAAUCACAAGGAUAUGAAAGACAAUGCAAACUUGGAAUUCUUUGCAACCCACCUGACUCCAAGUCAACAGAAUAAACUGGUACAGAUAAUUGGUAGAAAAUGCAUAGUAUUGGGGAAAUUAGACAAUAAAGAAGUUAAUGUGCUUUGGGACACAGGGGCCCAAGUGUCUUUGGUUUCAGAAAGGUUUUUGACACAAAGUCACCCAAUAAAACAAAUAAGAAGUUUGUCGGAACUUGUCGAGACUGACCUAAAACUCACAGCAGCAAAUGGUAGUGUUAUACCAUAUAUUGGUUGGGUUGAAUUAGCAUUUACCUUGUCUUCAAAGAACACUCAGGUACGCGUGCCAUUUUUGGUUACAACUGAAACAAUUGAGCACCCAAUAAUAGGCUACAAUGUGAUUGAAGAAAUUGUGACAAAUGAACACAAUGAUUUAUUGUCAGAAAUUCAAUCUUCAUUUGUUGGACUUGACAAUGGUGCAGCACAAGCAUUAAUUAACUUUGUUCAAAGUGCUGACAGUGAUUAUUUAUGCAAUGUAAAAACAAGCAAAAGAGACGUUGUUAUACCAAGUGGUAAACAGGUAAACAUUCAGUGUCGAGUUAAUACAGGUCCAAUUUGUGGGACUACCCCAGUUUUAUUCGAACCAGAUGAAACAAUGCCUUGGCCCUCCUGCCUAGAAAUCAAUGAGACAUUGCUAACAGUAAAGAAAGGGAAGACUAAUUUUAUCGAAGUGCAGGCGAAUAACCCAACAAAUCAUGAUAUUGUUAUUAAGCGACGGACAGUGUUAGGACGAUUGCAACUGGUACGGUCUGUAACCGCAAUACCAGUAAAAUUGAGAGAGGAAACCGUUGAGAAUGGUUCUCAGGUAGACCAAACUUGUAAAGUUAGUGAAUGUUCUGUUGCUUUCACUGAUGAAACCCAGCCCAUGGUGGGCAUCCCUGACCACAUCAAGAACAUUGACUUAAAGGGGUUAACACCAGAACAAAGAUCAGUUGCGCUAAGGAUGUUAGCUCAAGAAGCUGACGCAUUUUCACAGAACAAUGAUGACAUUGGGUGUAUCCCAGAUCUGAAAGUAACAAUCAAAUUGAACGAUGAGACACCAGUACAAAAGAACUACACAGCAGUGCCAAGACCGCUUUAUCCUGAGGUUAAAAGUUAUGUUGAAGAUCUCUUGAAUAAGAACUUCAUCAGGAAGUCAACAUCCCCUUACAGUUCACCUGUAGUAUGUGUCCGGAAAAAGGACCAAACGCUUCGGCUCUGCAUCGACUAUCGAGAACUAAAUAAAAAAAGCAUCCCAGAUCGCCACCCUAUCCCCAGGAUCCAAGAGACACUUGACAGUCUUGGGGGUAAUUCAUGGUUCUCAGUAUUGGACCAAGGAAAAGCAUACCAUCAAGGGUUUAUGAGUGAGGAGAGCCAAGCCCUAACUGCCUUUAUAACCCCCUGGGGCUUAUAUGAAUGGGUUCGAAUCCCAUUCGGUCUUUGUAAUGCCCCAGCGGCAUUCCAAAGAUUCAUGGAAAACUGUUUGGAUGACUUGCGCGACACAAUAUGUAUCCCGUAUCUUGAUGACGUCAUCGUAUUUAGUGCCACGUUCGAGGAUCAUGUGGAACAUCUUCGGAAGGUAUUUCAGCGUUUAAGGGAAAAUGGGGUAAAGCUAAAGCCUCGAAAGUGUAAGUUGUUCGAGAGAGAAGUAGUGUUUUUGGGACGUAUUGUUUCAGAAAGCGGUUAUCGAAUGGACCCUGCAGGCGUAGAGGUUAUCCACCAUUUGAAGUCGUCCCCUCCAAAAAACGUUGGUGAUGUUAGGCGUUUAAUGGGACUGCUAAAUUGCUAUCGGAGAUACAUUCCAAAUUUCUCUAGAAAAGCGAAACCAAUAUACGAUCUAAUUAAGAGUGACGGUGUAGAGACAGGAAAUAGCAAACAUAAUAUGAAAUCGAAAGGACAGUUACCCUCUAGUACUAUUGUGCAGUGGACUAACGAUCAUCAACUCAUCCUUGAAGACCUGUUAGAUCAUUUGGUUGAUCCACCUGUGAUGGCCUACCCAGAUUUUACCAAACCGUUUAUUGUGUGCACUGACGCGUCUGAAGAGGGACUGGGAGCCGUCCUGUACCAAAGUCAAAACGGUGAAACAAGAGUUAUUGCGUAUGCUUCUCGACGCUUGACACCCGCCGAAAGAAAUUACCAUCACCAUUCGGGCAAGUUGGAAUUUCUUGCACUAAAGUGGGCGAUUUGUGACCAUUUUCGAGACUAUUUGUAUUAUGCCUCGGAAUUUACAGUGUAUACUGACAACAACCCACUCACAUACAUCUUGUCUUCCGCAAAACUUAAUGCAACGGGUUUACGUUGGGUCGGAGAACUGGCAGAUUUCAAUUUUACUAUCAAAUACCGCCCCGGUAAAGUGAACACUGAUGCAGACGCGCUGUCAAGGUUGUUGCCAAAUGUCGAUAGUUACAUGGAGAUGUGCACCGAGGAAAUUGCAAUGGAUACUCUCCAAGCCGUAGAGUCAUCAAUUUUGGAACAGCAAGCGAGUAACAUCAGCUGGAUCACAGCUUUUACUACAAAUCAGGAUGUGUUAGAAGAAGAUAUGAAGCACAUUAACAAUGUUUCCAUGAACACCAUUUCUUGUGACGAGAUCGCACUUGCCCAAAGAGAUGACACAGAAAUUAGCAAGGUGAUCAAAUGGAUUGAAUCGAAAGAGAGACCUACUUCGGAAAAAACAUCUAAUGAAUCACGCUAUACACGGUACCUCCUGCACGAGUGGAACAAGUUGGAAUUGGACAAACAUGGAUUACUUCGGAGAAAAAGUGGUUUGAAGAAUCAAAUAGUUUUACCUAAAAAGCUCCAUUGGUUGGUGUACGAGGAACGUUCACGAGAAAAUGGGCCACUUAGGAGCAGAUAGGGUGCUAGAACUUGCCCGUUGCUCGGUUCUAUUGGCCGCACAUGCAGAGAGAUGUAGAAUCUUACAUUUCACAUAAAUGUCGGUGUGUGAAGCAAAAAGUUCCUACUUUCCAAACUAGGGCACCAUUACAGUCCAUUACAACAACUGCUCCAUUCCAGAUGGUGUCUUUAGACUUUGUUCAUCUCGAGAAAAGUAGUGGCGGUUACGAGUAUAUCUUGGUUAUAAUGGAUCAUUUUACCCGUUACGCACAAGCCUAUGCAACCCGAAAUAAGUCAGCUAAGACAGUGGCGGAAAAGUUAUAUAAUGACUUUAUUUUGCGUUUCGGUUUUCCAGAAAAACUCCAUCACGAUCAGGGAGGAGAAUUUGAAAAUCACCUCUUCAAACAACUGGAAAAACUGUGUGGUAUUGGACAUUCAAGGACUACCCCGUAUCAUCCGCAAGGCAAUGGCCAAGUGGAACGUUUCAAUCGUACCCUCCUUGCCAUGCUGCGAACCCUACCGGAAACGCAAAAAUCACACUGGAAAGACCACCUCCAGAAAAUGGUUCACGCCUAUAAUUGCACGCGUCACGAGUCAACUGGAUUCUCGCCAUUUUAUCUCUUAUUUGGCAGACAUCCUCGUCUACCUAUUGAUAUGAUCCUAAACCUGGAGAGCGAGUCAACUGAGUCACCGAAUUAUAGAGAGUAUGUUAACAACUGGAGCGAAGCGAUGUCUGAAGCGUACAAGAUUGCAAACAAAAAGAGUUCACAAAGUAGAGCGAAAGGGAAAAAGCUAUACGACCGCCGCAUCCGUAGUUCGGAGUUACGACCGGGGGAUAGAGUUCUUGUACGAAAUCUGAGUAAGCGAGAUAAACCUUGCAAGCUGCGAAGUCAUUGGGAAGACAAGAUACAUGUCGUGGUCACUAGGAGAGGGGAAGAUAGCCCAGUCUAUACAGUUAAACCCGAAAGUUCUGAUGGCCCGAGUAGAACUCUUCAUCGUAAUAUGCUGUUACCGUGUAGUUCACUUCCCGUGGAACCGCUAUUGAACCAAAAAACGCCUCCUCGUCGUCAAAGAGAAAAUACAGUUCCUCCCAGCACAAGAUCUACUAGUCAACCGGAAUCAGAUGAAGACGAAUUAGAUGGGUUAACAUUUGUACCAUUGGCGAAUGAUCAGAGGAGUGGGGCGGACGUAACCGAUGCCGUGACACCAGCUCAAGACGGCGACCACGGACAUGAUGAGAUAGACAGCUCAGAGUUACCAGCGGUCGAGAACCCAGAUGUAUUGGCCCUUGAUGAACAACAACCAACCAUUCCACCGCCAGCAACGGAAAAUGCGUCUAUUCCACCACCACCUAUGGAAAAUACCAGACCUAGCAGAAACAGAAACCCACCACCAAGACUAAAUUAUUGGACACCAGGUAACCCAGUCACAGGCAUUUCAUACCCUGGUAGUAUGAACACUAUUUUCGGUUUUGUAGAGCCUAGUCAACCAGGAGUGAUGCCUUUCCCACCAAUGAAUUCCAUUCCUUAUAUGUGGCAGCCAACCCCCCUACCUUAUAAUCCCUUCGCAUACCUCGGACCUCAUUGUCCGUACUGUGGAACAAUGUUCUUUAAUUAGAUAA